Molecule: messenger RNA, 12565 nt
Organism: Symphalangus syndactylus (siamang)
Lineage: Eukaryota; Metazoa; Chordata; Mammalia; Primates; Hylobatidae
Gene: DNAH3
Product: dynein axonemal heavy chain 3
Biological process (GO): microtubule-based movement
Cellular component (GO): dynein complex
Molecular function (GO): ATP hydrolysis activity; dynein intermediate chain binding; ATP binding
Source: RefSeq, a predicted model, not a curated record
ACUGUGCCCAGUGCCUGCAUACAAGCACUGCCAGCGUUAAGAGUCCAGGGAGGAGGAGGGAGAACAGUUCGGGCUGCCAGGAUGUCGUUUGGAGGGGGAACUCCUCAGCCGGCCAAAGUCUAUGACCUCAGAGAGGCAACCUCAUGAACAGAGCUUUCAGAACAUCUGGAAAGUUCCAUUGUUGGUGUCAUCCCCAUUAUGCUAUAAGGAAGUGUGAAUUUCAGACCAACUGGAUAGGAGAGGCACCCUUGGAGAAGCUGAAAGCUCUUUAUUCAUUUUUUAAAAAUAGCUACAAUUAGAGUGGACACCAUGGGUGACACGGAUUGCUCAUCUCAGAAGAUUGCCAAAAGUGACUCCAUACAUCACAUGAGCCACUCCCAGGGGCAGCCAGAGCUGCCCCCUCUGCCUGCUUCUGCUAAUGAGGAACCGUCUGGACUCUAUCAGACUGUCAUGUCACACAGCUUUUACCCGCCCUUGAUGCAACGCACAUCAUGGACCUUGGCUGCACCCUUCAAAGAGCAGCAUCACCACCGUGGACCUAGUGAUUCCAUCGCCAACAACUACUCCUUGAUGGCCCAGGACCUGAAGCUGAAAGACCUGCUGAAAGUCUACCAACCGGCCACCAUCAAUGUCCCUAGGGACAGGACCAGUCAGGGGCUGCCAUCAUCAGCAAAUAAAAGCUCAUCAGAGCCCAUGAGGAAGAAAACAAAGUUUUCCUCCAGAAACAAAGAGGAUUCCAGUAGGAUCAAGUUGGCCUUCAAGACGUCAAUCUUCUCACCCAUGAAGAAGGAGGUAAAGACAUCUUUGACGUUCCCAGGAAGCAGACCAAUGAGUCCAGAACAGCAGCUCGAUGUCAUGUUACAGCAGGAGAUGGAAAUGGAAAGUAAAGAAAAGAAGCCGUCUGAAUCGGACCUGGAGAGAUACUAUUACUAUUUGACCAAUGGCAUUCGCAAAGACAUGAUUGCCCCUGAGGAGGGUGAAGUGAUGGUUCGGAUUUCAAAGCUGAUUUCUAACACGCUGCUGACGAGUCCCUUCCUGGAGCCCCUGAUGGUGGUCCUCAUGCAGGAGAAGGAGAAUGACUAUUACAGUAGCCUCAUGAAAAGCAUCGUUGAUUACAUCCUCAUGGACCCAAUGGAGAGAAAACGGCUCUUUAUUGAGAGCAUCCCCCGCUUGUUUCCUCAAAGAGUGAUCCGGGCCCCUGUGCCCUGGCACAGUAUCUACAGGAGCGCCAAGAAGUGGAACGAGGAGCAUCUGCACACGGUGAACCCCAUGAUGCUCAGGCUGAAAGAACUGUGGUUUGCAGAAUUCAGAGACCUCAGGUUUGUUCGAACGGCAGAAAUACUAGCGGGAAAAUUGCCUCUGCAGCCUCAGGAAUUUUGGGAUGUGAUCCAGAAACACUGCCUGGAGGCGCACCAGACUCUUCUCAACAAGUGGAUCCCCACCUGCGCCCAGCUUUUUACCUCACAGAAGGAGCACUGGAUUCAUUUUGCUCCCAAGAGCAACUAUGACUCCUGUCGAAACAUUGAGGAAUAUUUUGCUUCCGUGGCAUCGUUCAUGUCGCUGCAGCUCAGGGAGCUGGUCAUUAAGUCGCUUGAGGACCUCGUUUCCCUUUUCAUGAUACACAAAGAUGGGAAUGAUUUUAAGGAGCCCUACCAAGAGAUGAAGUUUUUCAUACCUCAGCUAAUCAUGAUCAAACUUGAAGUCAGUGAACCCAUUAUUGUCUUCAAUCCAUCUUUUGAUGGCUGCUGGGAAUUAAUACGUGACUCUUUCCUGGAAAUUAUUAAGAACUCUAAUGGGAUCCCCAAGGUGGAAUCUGUCCUGUUCCCAGAGCUGAAAGGAUAUAAUCUGAUCCUUGGAACUGUUAACGCAGAAGAAAAACUUGUUUCUGAUUUUUUGAGUCAAACUUUCAACAUAUUUCAGAAAAAUCAAGUUGGCCCCCGCAAAUAUUUAAAUGUCUACAAAAAGUAUGAUGACUUAUUGGAUAACACGGCGGAGGAAAACAUCGCUGCGUUCCUGAAAGAAAAUCAUGACAUUGAUGAUUUUGUGACGAAGAUCAAUGCCAUAAAGAAACGGAGAAAUGAAAUUGCAUCCAUGCACAUCACCGUGCCUUUAGCUAUGUUCUGCCUUGACGCUAUGGCCCUAAAUUAUGAUCUCUGUGAGCGAGCUCAAAAUCUUAAAGACCAUCUGAUUCAAUUCCAAGUGGAUGUAAACCGAGACACCAAUACCAGCAUUUGUAAUCAGUACAGCCACAUCGCAGACAAAGUCAGUGAGGUUCCUGCCAACACUAAGGAGCUGGUAUUCCUCAUUGAAUUCCUAAAGAAAUCCAGUGAUGUCACUGUGUUCAAACUCAGGCGGCAACUCAGAGACGCAAGUGAACGGCUGGAGUUCCUGAUGGACUAUGCAGACUUGCCGUAUGAGGACAUCAAAUUGAACAGCACUCUGUUCCUCUGGCCAGACCAGAUUGAAGAUAUCUUUGAAAACAGCCGGAACUUGCUGCUUCAUAAGAGGGAUCAGGCAGAAAUGGAUCUGAUUAAAAGAUGCUCAGAAUUUGAGUCAAGACUUGAGGGCUACCACAGAGAACUGGAAGGUUUUAGGAAACGUGAAGUGAUGACUACAGAAGAAAUGAAGCACAAUGUUGAAAAGCUUAAUGAGCUUUCAAAGAACCUAAAUGAGGCGCUUGCAGAGUUUGAGUUGGUCAAUAAGGAGGAAGAGCUAUUGGAAAAGGAGAAGAGUACCUACCCUCUUCUGCAGGCCAUGCUGACGAACAAAGUACCUUAUGAGCAGCUGUGGUCAACAGCCUAUGAGUUCAGCACCAAGUCGGAGGAAUGGAUGAAUGGACCCCUCUUCUUACUGAAUGCUGAGCAAAUUGCGGAGGAGAUAGGGAAUAUGUGGAGGACAACGUAUAAACUGAUCAAGACCUUAUCUGAUGUGCCUGCACCCAGGCGCUUAGCAGAGAAUAUGAAGAUCAAGAUCGAUAAGUUUAAGCAGUACAUUCCCAUCCUCAGUAUUUCCUGCAACCCAGGAAUGAAAGACCGGCACUGGCAGCAGAUCAGUGAGAUUGUCGGCCAUGAGAUAAAGCCCACCGAAACGACCUGCCUCUCAAAUAUGCUCGAAUUUGGAUUCGGCAAAUUCGUUGAAAAAUUGGAGCCCAUUGGUGCAGCCGCCAGCAAGGAAUACUCUCUGGAGAAAAACUUGGAUAGAAUGAAGUUGGAUUGGGUUAAUGUGACGUUCAGCUUCAUUAAAUACAGGGACACUGAUACAAGCAUCUUGUGUGCAACUGAUGACAUUCAAAUGCUACUCGAUGAUCACGUGAUAAAGACCCAGACCAUGUGUGGCUCCCCAUUCAUCAAACCAAUAGAAGCAGAAUGCCAGAAAUGGGAAGAAAAGCUAAUUCGCAUACAAGACAAUUUGGAUGCCUGGUUGAAAUGCCAAGCCACCUGGCUGUACCUGGAGCCAAUCUUCAGUUCAGAGGACAUCAUAGCCCAGAUGCCAGAAGAGGGGAGGAAAUUUGGCAUUGUUGAUAGUUACUGGAAAUCACUUAUGUCCCAAGCGGUGAAAGAUAACAGGGUUCUGGUGGCAGCUGACCAGCCACGGAUGGCCGAGAAGCUUCAAGAAGCCAACUUUCUCUUGGAGGACAUCCAGAAAGGGCUGAAUGAUUACUUGGAGAAGAAGAGACUAUUCUUCCCCAGGUUCUUCUUCCUAUCAAAUGAUGAGCUGCUGGAAAUCUUGUCUGAGACAAAGGACCCUCUCCGAGUGCAGCCGCACUUGAAGAAGUGCUUUGAAGGAAUAGCCAAGCUUGAGUUUACAGACAAUCUGGAAAUUGUGGGCAUGAUCAGCUCGGAAAAAGAAACUGUUCCGUUCAUACAGAAAAUCUACCCAGCUAAUGCCAAGGGCAUGGUGGAAAAGUGGCUCCAGCAGGUGGAGCAGAUGAUGCUGGCCAGUAUGCGAGAAGUCAUUGGACUCGGGAUUGAAGAAUAUGUCAAGGUCCCUCGAAAUCACUGGGUCUUACAGUGGCCUGGACAGGUGGUUAUCUGUGUCUCCUCCAUCUUUUGGACCCAGGAGGUGUCCCAAGCCCUGGGGGAAAACACCUUACCGGAUUUUCUGAAAAAGAGCAAUGAUCAGAUUGCACAGAUUGUCCAGCUGGUGCGAGGGAAGCUGAGCAGUGGAGCUCGACUCACUCUCGGGGCCCUCACGGUCAUCGAUGUCCACGCCCGCGACGUGGUGGCCAAGUUAUCUGAGGACAGGGUCUCUGAUCUGAAUGAUUUCCAAUGGAUCUCACAGCUGCGCUACUACUGGGUGGCCAAGGAUGUGCAGGUGCAGAUUAUCAGCACAGAAGCCUUGUAUGGCUAUGAGUACCUGGGAAACUCCCCCCGGCUGGUGAUCACACCCCUCACCGACCGCUGCUACAGGACACUGAUGGGAGCUUUGAAGCUGAACCUUGGGGGUGCUCCAGAGGGUCCAGCUGGGACUGGCAAGACAGAAACCACCAAAGAUUUGGCCAAAGCCUUGGCUAAGCAGUGUGUGGUCUUCAACUGCUCCGAUGGUUUGGAUUACAAAGCUAUGGGGAAGUUCUUCAAGGGGCUGGCACAGGCUGGAGCAUGGGCGUGCUUUGAUGAGUUCAACAGGAUCGAGGUGGAAGUGCUGUCUGUGGUUGCUCAGCAGAUCCUCAGCAUCCAACAAGCCAUCAUUCGGAAGCUAAAGACAUUCAUCUUUGAAGGCACUGAGCUCUCUCUGAACCCAACCUGCGCUGUGUUCAUCACCAUGAACCCCGGGUAUGCUGGCAGGGCUGAACUGCCCGACAACCUCAAGGCCUUGUUCCGGACAGUGGCCAUGAUGGUCCCAGAUUACGCCCUCAUUGGAGAAAUCUCCCUCUACUCCAUGGGGUUUCUGGACUCCAGAAGUCUUGCCCAGAAGAUCGUCGCGACCUACCGCCUGUGCUCGGAACAACUGUCCUCUCAGCAUCACUAUGACUACGGCAUGCGCGCUGUCAAGUCUGUGCUUACUGCCGCAGGAAACCUGAAGCUCAAGUAUCCAGAGGAGAAUGAAAGUGUCCUGCUUCUCCGGGCAUUGCUUGAUGUCAACCUGGCCAAGUUCUUAGCGCAAGAUGUGCCUCUGUUCCAGGGAAUUAUAUCCGAUUUAUUUCCUGGAGUUGUUCUUCCAAAGCCAGACUAUGAAGUUUUUCUGAAAGUGCUGAAUGAUAACAUCAAAAAGAUGAAACUCCAGCCAGUACCUUGGUUUAUAGGGAAAAUUAUCCAGAUCUACGAAAUGAUGCUGGUGAGACAUGGCUAUAUGAUUGUGGGAGACCCCAUGGGUGGCAAGACCUCUGCUUAUAAAGUGUUGGCUGCAGCUCUCGGCGAUUUACACGCAGCCAAUCAGAUGGAGGAGUUUGCUGUGGAGUACAAGAUCAUCAACCCCAAGGCUAUCACAAUGGGGCAGCUGUAUGGAUGCUUUGACCAAGUGAGCCACGAGUGGACGGAUGGUGUCCUUGCCAAUGCUUUCCGGGAGCAAGCGUCUUCACUCUCUGAUGAUCGCAAGUGGAUUAUAUUUGAUGGGCCAGUGGAUGCUGUUUGGAUUGAAAAUAUGAACACUGUUCUGGAUGACAAUAAAAAGCUGUGUCUCAUGAGUGGGGAAAUUAUCCAGAUGAACUCCAAGAUGAGCCUGGUCUUUGAGCCGGCCGACCUCGAGCAAGCCUCUCCAGCCACUGUGAGCAGGUGUGGGAUGAUCUACAUGGAGCCCCAUCAACUAGGCUGGAAGCCCCUGAAGGAUUCCUACAUGGACACCCUGCCCUCCAGUCUCACCAAGGAGCACAAGGAAUUGGUCAAUGACAUGUUCAUGUGGCUUGUCCAGCCCUGCCUGGAAUUUGGUCGCCUUCAUUGUAAAUUUGUUGUCCAAACGUCUCCCGUCCACCUUGCCUUCUCAAUGAUGAGACUGUACUCUUCUCUGCUUGAUGAAAUCAGGGCAGUAGAAGAGGAGGAAAUGGAAUUAGGUGAAGGCCUGUCAAGUCAACAAAUCUUUCUCUGGCUCCAAGGACUGUUUCUCUUUUCCUUGGUGUGGACCGUGGCUGGCACCAUCAACGCAGACAGCAGAAAGAAAUUUGAUGUGUUUUUCCGCAACCUGAUCAUGGGCAAGGAUGAUAACCACCCAAGGCCCAAAAGCGUCAAACUCACCAAAAACAACAUCUUUCCAGAAAGAGGAAGCAUCUAUGAUUUUUAUUUUAUCAAACAAGCAAGUGGACGUUGGGAAACGUGGACACAGUAUAUCACCAAAGAGGAGGAAAAAAUUCCAGCUGGUGCAAAGGUCUCAGAACUCAUCAUCCCCACAAUGGAGACAGCCCGGCAGUCCUUCUUCUUGAAAACCUACUUAGACCAUGAGAUUCCAACGCUGUUCGUGGGUCCCACAGGCACUGGCAAAUCAGCCAUCACCAACAACUUCCUUCUCCACCUUCCCAAAAAUACGUACCUACCCAACUGCAUCAGUUUCUCUGCCAGAACCUCAGCCAAUCAGACCCAGGAUAUCAUCAUGUCCAAGCUGGAUCGACGACGGAAGGGCCUUUUCGGGCCUCCCAUAGGGAAGAAAGCAGUGGUGUUUGUGGAUGACCUCAACAUGCCAGCCAAAGAGGUGUACGGGGCCCAGCCCCCCAUCGAGCUCCUGAGGCAGUGGAUUGACCAUGGUUACUGGUUUGACAAGAAAGACACAACCAGGCUGGACAUCGUGGACAUGCUGCUCGUGACAGCCAUGGGGCCCCCCGGGGGAGGAAGGAAUGACAUUACUGGACGAUUCACUCGCCAUCUGAAUAUCGUUUCCAUCAAUGCCUUUGAGGAUGACAUUUUAACCAGGAUUUUCAGUUCGAUUGUUGACUGGCACUUCGGGAAAGGGUUUGAUGUGAUGUUUUUAAGGUAUGGAAAGAUGCUGGUCCAAGCUACUAAGACAAUUUAUAGAGAUGCAGUGGAGAACUUCUUGCCAACUCCCUCGAAGUCACAUUACGUCUUUAACCUGCGGGACUUCUCACGAGUAAUUCAAGGGGUCCUGCUGUGCCCUCACACACACCUGCAGGAUGUAGAAAAAUGUAUCCGGCUUUGGAUCCAUGAGGUUUAUCGGGUCUUCUAUGACCGUCUGAUUGACAAGGAGGACAGACAGAUCUUCUUCAACAUGGUGAAGGAAACCACCUCCAAUUGCUUCAAGCAGACCAUAGAGAAGGUGCUUAUCCACUUGUCACCCACUGGAAAGAUUGUCGAUGAUAACAUUCGAAGCCUCUUCUUUGGAGAUUAUUUCAAGCCAGAAAGUGACCAAAAAAUCUACGAUGAGAUCACUGACCUGAAACAGCUGACUGUGGUCAUGGAGCACUAUCUGGAAGAAUUCAACAACAUCAGCAAGGCCCCCAUGUCCCUGGUCAUGUUCAGGUUUGCCAUUGAGCACAUAUCCAGGAUCUGCCGCGUCCUGAAGCAAGACAAAGGCCACCUGCUGCUGGUGGGCAUAGGGGGCAGCGGGCGGCAAAGUGCCACCAAACUGUCCACAUUCAUGAACGCAUAUGAGCUAUACCAGAUCGAGAUCACCAAGAACUACACGGGCAAUGACUGGCGAGAAGAUCUUAAGAAGAUCAUGCUGCAGGUCGGCGUGGCCACCAAGAGCACCGUGUUCCUCUUCGCUGACAACCAGAUUAAGGACGAGUCGUUUGUGGAGGACAUCAACAUGCUUCUGAACACGGGCGAUGUGCCUAACAUCUUCCCUGCUGACGAGAAGGCAGACAUCGUGGAGAAGAUGCAGACGGCAGCCAGGACCCAAGGAGAGAAGGUUGAAGUCACUCCUCUUUCUAUGUAUAACUUCUUUAUUGAGAGGGUGAGAAAGAACCUUCACAUUGUCCUUGCCAUGAGUCCGAUUGGGGAUGCCUUCAGGAACCGCCUGCGGAUGUUCCCUUCGCUAAUCAAUUGCUGUACGAUUGAUUGGUUCCAGUCCUGGCCCACGGAUGCCUUAGAGUUGGUGGCUAACAAAUUUCUAGAGGAUGUGGAGCUUGAUGACAACAUUCGGAUAGAGGUCGUCUCCAUGUGCAAAUAUUUCCAAGAGAGCGUCAAGAAGCUGUCACUCGAUUAUUACAACAAACUUCGAAGACACAACUAUGUUACCCCCACCUCCUACCUCGAAUUGAUUCUAACCUUCAAGACGCUCCUGAAUAGCAAGAGGCAAGAGGUGGCUAUGAUGAGGAACCGCUACCUGACAGGCUUGCAGAAACUCGACUUUGCAGCUUCACAGGUAGCGGUCAUGCAAAGAGAACUGACAGCUCUUCAACCUCAACUCAUCCUCACCUCUGAGGAAACUGCCAAGAUGAUGGUGAAAAUUGAAGCGGAGACAAGAGAAGCUGAUGCAAAGAAACUUCUGGUGCAGGCAGAUGAAAAAGAAGCCAAUGCUGCUGCUGCCAUUGCCCAAGGAAUCAAGAACGAAUGUGAGGGGGACCUAGCUGAGGCAAUGCCUGCACUCGAGGCUGCACUAGCUGCUCUGGACACCCUGAACCCAGCCGACAUCUCGCUGGUGAAGUCGAUGCAGAACCCACCAGGCCCUGUCAAACUGGUCAUGGAGAGCAUCUGCGUCAUGAAAGGGAUGAAGCCAGAGAGGAAGCCAGACCCCGGUGGCUCCGGUAAGAUGAUAGAAGAUUACUGGGGGGUAUCCAAAAAGAUUCUUGGGGAUCUGAAAUUUUUGGAGAGUCUUAAGACAUAUGACAAAGACAACAUCCCCCCGCUGACCAUGAAGCGGAUCCGGGAAAGGUUUAUCAAUCACCCGGAAUUCCAGCCGGCUGUCAUUAAAAAUGUAUCGUCGGCCUGCGAGGGUCUGUGCAAGUGGGUGAGGGCCAUGGAGGUGUACGAUCGCGUGGCCAAGGUGGUGGCUCCCAAACGGGAGCGACUGAGGGAGGCAGAGGGGAAGCUGGAUGCACAGAUGCAGAAGCUGAACCAGAAACGAGCAGAGCUGAAGCUGGUGGUAGACAGGCUCCAGGCCCUGAAUGACGAUUUUGAAGAGAUGAAUACCAAGAAAAAGGACUUGGAGGAAAACAUUGAAACCUGCUCCCAAAAGCUGGUCAGGGCAGAGAAACUGAUCAGCGGUCUUGGGGGAGAGAAGGACAGAUGGACCGAAGCUGCCCAGCAGCUGGGGACCCGCUAUACUAAUCUGACGGGUGAUGUGUUGCUGUCCUCAGGAACCGUGGCUUACCUGGGCGCUUUUACGGUGGAUUAUCGGGUCCAGUGCCAAAAUCAGUGGUUGGCUGAAUGUAAGGACAAGGUCAUCCCUGGCUCCAGUGACUUCAGUCUCAGCCACACGUUAGGGGAUCCCAUAAAAAUCCGUGCGUGGCAGAUUGCUGGGCUUCCCGUUGACUCCUUCUCCAUUGACAACGGCAUCAUUGUGUCCAAUUCCAGACGCUGGGCCUUAAUGAUUGACCCUCAGGGGCAGGCCAAUAAAUGGAUUAAGAACAUGGAGAAGGCAAAUAAACUGGCUGUCAUCAAGUUCUCUGAUAGCAACUACAUGAGGAUGCUGGAAAACGCGCUGCAGUUAGGCACCCCUGUCUUGAUUGAAAAUAUUGGAGAAGAGCUGGAUGCUUCUAUCGAACCUGUCUUGCUCAAGGCAACAUUCAAACAGCAAGGAGUUGAGUACAUGAGGCUGGGUGAAAACAUCAUCGAAUAUUCCAGGGAUUUUAAGUUAUACAUCACAACCCGUUUGAGGAAUCCACAUUACCUCCCAGAAGUUGCCGUGAAAGUCUGUCUCCUCAACUUCAUGAUCACUCCCUUGGGUCUCCAAGAUCAACUCCUUGGCAUCGUGGCUGCGAAGGAGAAGCCAGAGCUGGAAGAGAAAAAGAACCAGUUGAUUGUGGAAAGUGCCGAGAACAAGAAGCAUCUCAAGGAAAUUGAAGAUAAGAUCUUGGAGGUUCUCUCCAUGUCCAAGGGUAACAUCCUGGAGGAUGAAACCGCCAUCAAAGUUCUGUCCUCCUCCAAAGUGCUAUCUGAAGAGAUCUCAGAGAAACAGAAAGUUGCUUCCAUGACAGAAACGCAGAUUGACGAGACUCGGAUGGGCUACAAGCCAGUGGCUGUGCAUUCCACCACCAUCUUCUUUUGUAUCUCGGACCUGGCCAACAUCGAGCCGAUGUACCAGUACUCCCUGACUUGGUUCAUAAAUCUCUACAUGCAUUCCUUGGCUCAUAGCACGAAGAGCGAAGAACUGAAUCUGCGCAUCAAGUACAUCAUUGACCAUUUCACCCUGAGCAUCUACAACAACGUGUGCCGUUCUCUGUUUGAGAAGGACAAGCUACUCUUCUCUCUCCUUCUGACCAUCGGCAUCAUGAAACAGAAGAAGGAAAUUACAGAGGAGGUGUGGUACUUCCUUCUCACUGGAGGCAUCGCACUGGAUAACCCCUACCCCAACCCAGCUCCCCAGUGGCUGUCAGAGAAGGCGUGGGCAGAGAUUGUCCGUGCAUCUGCCUUACCCAAACUGCACGGCCUGAUGGAGCAUUUGGAACAGAACCUGCAUGAAUGGAAGCUGAUCUAUGACUCGGCCUGGCCCCAUGAGGAGCAACUCCCUGGGUCUUGGAAGUUCUCUCAAGGAUUGGAGAAGAUGGUGAUCCUCCGAUGUUUGCGGCCUGACAAAAUGGUGCCAGCGGUCCGGGAGUUCAUUGCUGAACACAUGGGAAAGCUAUACAUCGAAGCCCCUGCGUUCGAUCUCCAGGGAUCCUACAAUGAUUCCAGCUGCUGUGUGCCUUUGAUUUUUGUGUUGUCUCCAAGUGCAGAUCCAAUGGCAGGCCUGCUGAAAUUUGCUGAUGAUCGUGGUAUGGGAGGUACCAGAACACAGACCAUCUCCCUUGGCCAAGGCCAAGGCCCUGUUGCUGCCAAAAUGAUCAACAAUGCCAUCAAAGACGGGACCUGGGUGGUCUUACAGAACUGCCAUCUGGCCACAAGCUGGAUGCCUACACUGGAGAAGAUUUGUGAGGAGGUGAUUGUUCCUGAGAGCACCAAUGCCAGAUUCAGACUCUGGCUAACCAGCUAUCCAUCAGAGAAGUUUCCGGUCAGCAUUCUCCAGAAUGGAAUCAAAAUGACCAAUGAGCCCCCCAAAGGGCUCCGGGCCAACCUGUUGCGCUCCUACCUCAAUGACCCCAUCUCAGAUCCUGUGUUCUUCCAAAGCUGCGCAAAGGCGGUGAUGUGGCAAAAGAUGUUAUUUGGCCUUUGCUUCUUCCACGCCAUUGUUCAAGAGAGAAGAAACUUCGGCCCCCUAGGGUGGAAUAUUCCCUAUGAAUUCAACGAAUCUGACCUGAGGAUUAGUAUGUGGCAGAUCCAGAUGUUUCUCAAUGACUACAAGGAGGUGCCCUUUGAUGCUCUGACCUACCUGACAGGGGAAUGUAAUUACGGAGGCAGAGUGACUGAUGACAAAGACCGGCGUCUCCUGCUGUCACUUCUGUCCAUGUUCUACUGUAAGGAAAUUGAGGAGGACUAUUACUCCCUUGCUCCUGGAGACACUUACUACAUCCCUCCUCAUGGCUCCUACCAGUCCUAUAUCGACUAUCUCAGGAACCUCCCCAUCACAGCCCACCCAGAAGUGUUCGGCCUCCAUGAGAACGCAGACAUCACCAAAGACAACCAGGAAACCAACCAGCUGUUUGAGGGGGUCCUGCUGACCCUCCCUAGACAGUCAGGAGGAAGUGGCAAGUCCCCUCAGGAAGUGGUUGAGGAGUUGGCGCAAGACAUUCUCUCCAAGCUUCCCAAAGACUUUGACCUGGAAGAGGUCAUGAAGUUGUACCCCAUGGUCUAUGAGGAAUCCAUGAACACCGUCCUAAGGCAGGAGCUCAUCAGAUUCAACAGGCUGACCAAAGUGGUUCGGAGGAGCCUCAUCGAUCUUGGCCGAGCCAUCAGAGGACAGGUCCUGAUGUCCUCGGAGCUAGAGGAAGUCUUUAACAGCAUGCUUGUGGGUAAAGUGCCAGCCAUGUGGGCAGCCAAGUCUUACCCAUCACUGAAGCCCCUGGGGGGCUACGUGGCUGACCUGCUGGCCCGCCUGACCUUCUUCCAGGAAUGGAUUGACAAGGGGCCCCCUGCAGUAUUUUGGAUCUCUGGAUUCUACUUCACACAGUCUUUUUUGACUGGCGUCUCUCAGAAUUAUGCCCGGAAAUAUACCAUCCCCAUUGACCACACUGGAUUUGAGUUUGAGGUAACCCCACAAGAAACAGUGAUGGAGAAUAACCCCAAAGAUGGGGCCUACAUCAAAGGGCUCUUCUUAGAAGGUGCCCGUUGGGACAGGAAAACGAUGCAGAUUGGGGAAUCUCUCCCCAAAAUCCUCUAUGACCCACUGCCCAUCAUUUGGCUGAAACCUGGAGAGAGCGCAAUGUUUCUGCAUCAGGACAUUUAUGUGUGUCCAGUCUACAAAACAAGUGCCCGCAGAGGAACCCUCUCCACCACAGGCCACUCUACCAACUAUGUCCUCUCCAUUGAGCUUCCAACAGACAUGCCCCAGAAGCACUGGAUAAACCGAGGGGUGGCCUCACUUUGCCAGCUGGAUAACUGAUGGCAUUUGUCUCAAGGCAGAAAAUAAAAAGCAUUUCAUUCUU